Molecule: messenger RNA, 1370 nt
Organism: Triticum dicoccoides
Lineage: Eukaryota; Viridiplantae; Streptophyta; Magnoliopsida; Poales; Poaceae
Product: remorin-like
Exons: 6
Coding region: 73-1128 (351 amino acids)
Source: RefSeq, a predicted model, not a curated record
UCCGACGACAUAAGGUUGCGCAUCAGAACAAAAGGCCCUUGGUUCUCUUCUCCCACGGUUCGGUUGUGCGCCAUGGACGGUGGAUUGAGACAAUCGAGGGUCCGGUUUUCUGGUGUAGGGCAGGAAGAUCAGGGCAGCGGGCAGGCCAUGGCAAUGCCACCACAGCGACAGCGAGGCACGCCUUUUGGAAGAGGUGAAGAAUACGAUGCCGCGUACGCAGCAACGGUGGCGGCAGUGGCAUAUGCCAUUGCUGCAAUGGAGGAAGAGAAGUUACCACCUCAGCAGAAGCCUAUCCCAGAGAAAACAGCAUCUCGGCAGAAGCGUGUAACAGUUCAUGAGCCCACAGCCGCCCCGCCGCCGAGAUCACCACCCAGGAGAGGCGGAAGCAUGAAAAGGCCGACUGAAGGAAGCAAAAUCUCAAGAUUGUUUAGUGGUAACAAAGAAAUCGUUGAAGUUGGCGACGAAGACGAACAAGGAGCGAAUGUUUCGGUGAGGAGGCCGGUGAAACCGGCGCCAAAGAAGCCAGGAGGUCCAACUCCAGGCCAGAACGUGGUAGGGAAGGUGGUCGACUCCGUCCCGAACCUGAAGGACAAUCCAAGUUUCACGAGGAAAACACCGGACAAGAAGAGGAGCAGAAACUUUGAGCAGGAGGAAGCAAAUCAGAGGGCGAAACCCGGGGUUAACCCGACGACCUCGUUUCCAGGAGAGAGGAAACAGAGCUGGAAGCACGAGCAGGAGCCGGCGAAUCAGAGGGCGCCACCGGCAGCCAGGCCUCCAGGAAUGGUUUAUUCCAGCGAGGCGGAGAGGAUGGCGGCCGCGUGGGAGAAGGAGGAGCUGGCGAAGAUCAAGGAGCGGUACAACGAGACGAUGGAAACCAUAGCCGAAUGGGAGACUGAGAAGAAGGCCAAGGCCAGGCGCCAGAAGGAGCCCAAAGAGGGCGAUUCGGAGAGGAAGAGAGCAAAGGCGCUGGAGGAGUACAACGACGAGAUGAAGCGGAUCAGCAAGGUGGCCGCCGCGUCGAGGCUGUCGGCGGAGGACAAGAAAAGGAACGCCGAGGGCAAAGUCUGGGAGAAGGCGGCCAAAAUCCGGUCGACGGGGAAGCUCCCUCGGUCCUGUGGCUGCUUCUGAAACCAUGGACACACAUAAUAUGGGCCAAGAAUCUGGUUGUGUUGCUGCUUUACUGUGUAUACUUGUUUAUGUAAUCGCCUAAAUGAAGUACAUUGCGCCAACCAGUGCAAACUCCACGUGGUGGAAUUUCGACAAGACUCAUAGUGUGACGAAACAAGUAUAACCAAGUAGCCCCUGGAGGAGGCAAGAGUUCAUAAAAAGUGUAUCCUGUGUGCAAAUUAGAUAUACAGAUUUUAAUGAGC